Paraglomus brasilianum is the source of this 128-nucleotide messenger RNA. The record is from the annotation of a GenBank genome assembly. Lineage: Eukaryota; Fungi; Glomeromycota; Glomeromycetes; Paraglomerales; Paraglomeraceae.
AUGGUCCAAUUGGACCAAAUACCAGAGUUAGGGAAUCUGAAGGUCACUGAACCUCUUCAGUUGGACCAGAUACCAGAGUUAGGGAAUCUGAAGGUCACUGAACCUCCUCAGUUGGACCAGAUACCAGA